CCGCCUGGAUGCGCGGGCGCCUAUUUAUGCGCCGGCCCGCCCGAGGUGAGCGCCGCACUCGGGCACCCCACACCAACGAGCUAGCCUUGGCGUGCGUCGCGGCCGGAGCCAGCAGCGCCGUGCAACGCUGCCCGGAAUCACCAGCGUCGCCGGAGGGGCGCACUGCCGGACGGAAGCAGCGGCGGCGGCGGCGGAGAUGGGGCGCGUCCCGUGCUGCGAGAAGGACAACGUGAAGCGCGGGCAGUGGACUCCUGAGGAGGACAACAAGCUGCUCUCCUACAUCACGCAGUACGGCACACGCAACUGGCGCCUCAUCCCCAAGAAUGCCGGGCUGCAGCGGUGCGGCAAGAGCUGCCGGCUCCGGUGGACCAACUACCUGCGGCCCGACCUGAAGCACGGCGAGUUCACGGACGCCGAGGAGCAGACCAUCAUCAAGCUGCACUCGGUCGUCGGCAACCGGUGGUCGGUGAUCGCGGCGCAGCUGCCGGGGCGCACGGACAACGACGUCAAGAACCACUGGAACACCAAGCUCAAGAAGAAGCUGUCCGGGAUGGGCAUCGACCCCGUCACCCACAAGUCCUUCUCCCACCUCAUGGCCGAGAUCGCCACCACGCUCGCGCCGCCGCAGGUCGCGCACCUCGCCGAGGCCGCGCUGGGGUGCUUCAAGGACGAGAUGCUCCACCUCCUCACCAAGAAGCGCCCCACCGACUUCCCCUCGCCCGCCGUGCCCGCCAUGCCCGGGAUCGCCGCGCCCUGCGGCUUCCCCGCGCCGCCGCCGCAGCAGCAGCAGCAGCCCGACGACACCAUCGAGCGCAUCAAGAUGGGCCUGUCCCGCGCCAUCAUGAGCGACCCCGGCGCCACCGCCGACAAGCAGCAGCAGCAGCAGCAGCCGCCUUGGACGCCGGCCGACAUGCCCGAGGGGCUGGCGGGGAUGUUCGCCGCGUACAACCCCGCCGCGCACGGCCAGGAGGAGUUCCGGUGCGACAACGGGAUGGUCCUCGGCGGCGCCGGCCGCGAGCCGGACCGGGGCACAUCGAUGUGGAGCCACCAGAGCUUGUACAGCGGCAGCUCGGGCACCGAGCCGGCGGCCAGGUCGGCGCCGCCGGCAUUGCCGGAGAGAGGCAACGACAGCGUCGGCAGCAGCGGCGGCGACGAGGAGGCGGACGGCGGGAAGGGCGGCUCCGACAUGUCCAGCUUGUUCGGAUCCGACUGUGUACUCUGGGAUUUGCCUGACGAGCUUACAAAUCACAUGGUGUAACGAAAACGUGCAAAUAUCACGAUCGAAGAAGAGCUUUUUUAGGACAAAGACUGAAAAGAAGUAACAACCAAGCAAAAUAUGCUGAAAACAAGAAAGGGAGUUAAAAAAUUCAAAUAACUGAUAUGAAAAUCAUGUAUAUUUUGC
Messenger RNA from Panicum virgatum (switchgrass), 1402 nucleotides. RefSeq names its product transcription factor MYB80-like. Bases 197 to 1258 code for a protein of 353 amino acids. Lineage: Eukaryota; Viridiplantae; Streptophyta; Magnoliopsida; Poales; Poaceae. The record is from RefSeq and is a predicted model, not a curated record. The transcript is spliced from 2 exons.